This is a messenger RNA of Nicotiana attenuata, 933 nucleotides long. RefSeq lists its product as uncharacterized. The coding region runs from base 1 to 933 and encodes 310 amino acids. The record is from RefSeq and is a predicted model, not a curated record. The transcript is spliced from 2 exons. NCBI's taxonomy places the organism in Eukaryota, Viridiplantae, Streptophyta, Magnoliopsida, Solanales, Solanaceae.
AUGGCAAGUGUAAAAGUUGCAUUUAACAUUAAUGUUAGUCAUUCAAAGUGUAAGAGAGCCAAGAGAAUGAUAUUGGAGAAAAUAGAGGGUAGUUUUGCAGAUGAGUACAACAAGCUUGAGGCUUAUGCUAAUGAAUUAAGGUCAAGUAAUCCAGGAACAGAUGUGGUGAUUAAUAUUUCAAAGGAUGCACUUAGUGAAGGUAAAAGAAUAUUCCUAAGAAUGUACAUAUGUUUUCAUGCAUUGAAAAUGGGGUUUAAGAGUGGGUUGAGACCAUUCAUUGGCUUGGAUGGAACCUUUUUGAAAGGAAAAUACAAGGGUCAAUUGUUAGUAGUUGUUGCUCAAGACUCCAUGAGGCACUUUUAUCCCUUAGCUUGGGCUGUUGUUGAUAAAGAGACCAAAGUGACAUGGAGUUGGUUCUUAAGGCUACUACAACAUUCAUUGGACCUCAAAAUGGGAGAAGGGAUCACACUUAUUUCAGAUAUGCAAAAGGGUUUGAUUGAUUCAGUCCACUUGGUUCUUCCUAAAGCACACCAUAGAUAUUGUGUAAGAUACAUAGAGGCAAAUUGGUGCAAAAGAUGGGGACAUGGGGAAUAUAAGAAAUACUUAUGGUGGGCUGCAUGGAGCACAUAUGAGGAAGAUUUUAAAGACCAAUUAAGGAAUAUGGCACAAGUGGAUGAAGAUGGUAAGGAGGUGGUUGAAGAUUUGAUGAAGUACCCACCUGAAAGUUGUGUAGUGGAAGUUUUCGUGAAUUUGAAGUUUAGAAGGCUUGAAAUUACUGCUACGACGGUACUGUUGUUAUCCUUUGCUGUUGAUAUAAUUACUGCUAUGACAGUAUAUUUUUUUGCUGGUUGCAUCUCUUUUUUGCUGGUUGAUGUAAUUAAAACAGUUGGUGUUAUUAGUUUGCUGUCAAUGUUAGUAACAGUUAGUGUUUAA